AUGGCACGACUCCCUGGUUUCCUUGCCCUCUUUGUCUUGGCUCAAUCUGUUCUAAGUAGCCAGUUCCGCAUCCCUAGAAACACGAGUUCAAAUUCGACCACAUACAGCUCCGCCACUGUCCAUUGGCUGGAAGGCAAGCCUCUCCACAACUUCGGAACGACUUUCGGGCUUCCCUGGCCUCAAGGAAAGUACUUCGCUGAGAACACAUCUUUUACGGCGGAAACGGACCUUCAGUCUUGGAUCACCGGAUACUGGAAAGAUGGAUCCAUCAAGUGGACUGGACAUGCCAUCCCAGCAUCAGACAGCAUUUCCGAGACCUACACCGUGACGGCAGAAGCUUCGGAGCCCUCAGUCUCAAACAGCAACAUGGUCGUCACCAACGAGGCGACCAAGAUUACGGUGAAUACAGGCAAACUAACAGUAGUAUUCCCUAAGGAUGGCAACACCAUCAUUGAGAAGAUCCAGACUGCGAGUGGAAAGAUCAUUGGGCAAGAUGGGAGACUUGUUCUCCAAAGUCAAUCUGCAGCCUUGGCUUCAAACUCGUCAAACGAGUUCUUCAACUUCGUCAGCAGCAUCGAUGCUAUCUCUGUAUCUGAGGAAAGCUCGGUACGGACCCUCAUCACCGUCAAUGGCACCCAUAAAGUCACAGACGGAGGCUCCCACGUCAACUGGCUGCCAUUCGUACUUCGCUUCUACCUUUACGCCAAUUCUGAAUCUGUCCGCCUCCUCCACAGCUUGGUGUUCGAUGGAAACGCAGAAGGAGACUUUGUAACUGGCAUUGGAAUCCGAUUCAACGUCCCACUCAGUGACGCUUUGUAUGAUCGCCAUGUCAGACUCGCUGGGGUUGACGGUGGUCUUCUAAGCGAGGCCGUUCAAGGAAUAACCGGGUUGAGACGAGACCCUGGAGCAACUGUCAGAAACGCUCAAUUCGAAGGCCAGGCUUUGGCCGAUCCCAGCACUUGGGAUCUUCGUGUUACGAACCGAACACGGUGGAUUCCGCAAUGGGGAGACUACCGUCUUUCUCAGUUGUCAUCCGACGGGUUCAACCUCAAGAAGCGCACCAAGGAGGGACAGACCUGGUUGAAGAUUUCAGCUGGGACACGCUCAGGAGGUCUCGCUUAUCUCGGUGGUGCUACGGCAGGCGGUCUCGCACUUGGACUCCGAGAUUUCUGGAAGCGCUAUCCUACUGGUCUGGAGAUCGCCAAUGCCGCAAGCGACGUGGGCGAAAUGACACUUUGGAUCUACGAUCCAAUGUCCGAGCCACUGGAUCUCCGUCCGUACCAUGAUGGCCUGAACCAGACAGGGUACGUAGACCAGCUUGAUGCGCUCGAAAUCACUUAUGAGGAUCACGAGCCAGGUUUUGACACGCCGUACGGCAUUUCGCGAACCAGCGAGGUUUAUCUUUUUGGUUUUGAGGAGACUCCGGCGAGAGACACGCUUUCAAGCUUGGUUGAAUACAUCAGUGACCCUCCAUUCUUGGUCGCCAAACCCGAGCAUCUUUUUGAGUCCAAGGGUCUUGGGCUUUACUGGGGACUGCCAGAUACUAGCAGUACCGAGUCGGCAGCCAUCGAGCAACACCUCGAUUUCCUGUUCAAUUUCUACGAAGGCCAGGUUGACCAAAGAAGCUGGUACGGAUUUUUGGAUUACGGCGAUUUCAUGCAUGCCUACGAUCUUGAUCGACACCAAUGGCGCUACGACAUUGGGGGAUACGCCUGGGACAACUCUGAGCUAUCCCCCGACCUGUUCUUCUGGCUCUAUUUCAUCCGCACCGGCCGAGCAGACGUCUACCGCUUCGCAGAAGCCAUGACCCGCCACACAGGAGAAGUAGACGUCUACCAUCUAGGAAGAUGGAAGGGCCUCGGUACGCGCCAUGGCGUCCAACACUUCGGCGAUUCCGCAAAACAAGCCCGCAUUGCGCAGCCCCAGUACCGCAAGUACUUCUAUUACCUCUCCGGCGGUGACGAGCGCGUUGGCGAGCUUCUGGACGAGCUUGCAGAUACGGACAAGACGUACGGCUAUCUCGACCCCAAUCGAAAAGUGCGAACAGAUGGCUGGGUUCCCACGCCCGGCGCGACGGUAGCCGUUGGUCUCGGCACAGACCUUGGAGCACUAGCCGCAGGCUGGCUCAUCGCUUGGGAACGUCGUGCUGUCGGCUGGGAAGACGCCCGCGCAAAGAUUACCAAUGUGUUUACGGACAUCGCAGCCCUGAAGAACGGCUUUGUAACAGGCUCUGGGCAGUACAACCUCACGAACUGGAGGCUCAGUCCGCCGCCCCUCGACCCCAACAACGACGGCCUCGUCUCUGUCUCACAUCUCUCGUCAGUGUUCGGGCUCCCCGAAGUGCUGUCUGAGGCUGAGCAGUUCUUCGGCGAUGACUUGCCGGCUGGCUUCAGAGAUGUCUGGAUCGACUACUGUUACUAUUACACCGCCGCGGAUGCUGAGAAGAGGGCGCGGUACGGGGCAACGUGGACGCCGAGUCUGAUUCAGGGGCACUCGAGACUUAAAGCGUACGUGGCGCAUGUAAGGGGGAACGUGACGACGGCGAAGAGGGCGUGGAAGGACUUUCACAGCGACGGGUUGCUUCCCACUUCACCGUGGUCGACGGUGCUGGUCAACGGGAGUGCGUCCUUGAAGACUGUGGAUGAGGCGGCCUGGUUAGCAACAAAUGAUAUGGCCCAGUACGGACUGGCAGCUAUUCAGAACUUGGCGCUGAUCCCGGAUAGUCUGACGACGUGGAAUUCGUAG
This is a messenger RNA of Drepanopeziza brunnea f. sp. 'multigermtubi' MB_m1, 2745 nucleotides long. RefSeq lists its product as uncharacterized. Lineage: Eukaryota; Fungi; Ascomycota; Leotiomycetes; Helotiales; Drepanopezizaceae. The record is from RefSeq and is a predicted model, not a curated record.